UGGAGCAAUGAGCUUGGAAAUUGUCAAAAACGCAAUCGAACAGACUAUUCCUGUGGCUUUGAAAGUGCAGAUUUGUGUGGUUGGACAACGUCUAAAGUAGCCACCUAUCCUUGGAAGAGGGUCAGUACAUUGGAAAACUUUCCCUCGAAUUCUCCUUCGAAAAAAUACGUAAAUCUUGAGAAAGGUUACUUUAUGCGAGUGGAGCCGGAGACUGGUACAAGAACGACCUCCGAUCUGACAUCUCCCAUCUAUCCAAGGUCACUUAGCUCAGAGUCCGUUUGCUGUUUCGGUUUUCAAUACUUUAUUUAUGGACUUAACAAUUACUUUAGUGAGCCUCAAUUGGAGUUGCAUGUGAAACUUGUUCCCAGAAUCGAAAAUAAAGUUGUGGUGGUAUCAACUAGUCCUCGCAUAUGGAAGUUGUCGAAUCCCCAAAUCGGCGAGUGGGUUCAGGAUGCUGCUAUAAUUCCAGAAAUGACAUAUGACUUUCAGGUCUCCUUUACAGCCAACAACUAUGGUUCGAAAUUAUGGGAUAUGGCCAUUGACAAUGUGACAUUAUUGACUGGCAAAGAUUGCUGGAAUUUAUUUGAUAAUUUGAAAGAAAUAUCAACUGAAUGUAGAGAUCAGAGUAUCUAUGCUCAUACAGAAUAUCCUGAAUAUUGAAAGUGCCUUCUUUUGUUUUAUUUUACCACUCGUAUAAAAUAUUUUGUAAUCUUUAUUCUAUAGUUUUAUAAUCCUCUUAAUCCUACCUAUCCACAUGAACGACAAAGAAUAUAUAAUUAUGUAACUAACACUAACAUGGAACUUUUUAAUAAAAUAUACCCUUAUGUUCCCCA
Drosophila bipectinata is the source of this 833-nucleotide messenger RNA. The record is from RefSeq and is a predicted model, not a curated record. Lineage: Eukaryota; Metazoa; Arthropoda; Insecta; Diptera; Drosophilidae.